UGGCAGUUGCUUGUGGCGAGCGAUAUGGCGUCUUCUUGAAGCGUACAAAAAUCGCAAGUGUUGUGUUGACAAGUGAUUAAGAUGGCGGCCGACUCCACAGACAAGAAGGAUGCUGAAUCCUCAGGGACCAAAGACCGGGAGAGGAAACGCAGCCGUUCACGAGAACGUGAUCGUAAAGGCUCACCACGCAAACGCAAUCGCUCUCGUGAAAGAAAUCGAUCUAAAUCUCCAGAAAGAGAUCGACGCAUGAAAGACAAGGACCGAGACAACAAGGAGCGUGACAGAGAUAAAGACAGAGACAGGGGCCGUAAGGACAGAGACAGCCAUCGGCGGGAUAAAGAUCGCAGUAAAAGGUCUAAGAGCCCCUCGCCUAAGUCUAAAGAUUCAAGAUUAAAGAGAGACAAGGAUAUAAAAACAGAAGAGGAGGAAGAUGAAAAAAAGAAGAAAGAGAAGGUCCAGCCUUUGUCUUUGGAAGAGCUUCUCGCCAAGAAGAAGGCAGAAGAAGAAGCAGAGGCAAAGCCCAAGUUCCUCUCCAAGGCGGAGCGAGAAGCUGAGGCUAUUAAACGGAGGGAGCUAGAGACGGAGGACAGGAGGAGGUUGAUGGAAGAUGAGAGGAAGAAGAGAAGGAUGUUCCAGGACAUGGGGAGAAAAAUGAUGGAGGACCCCCAGGAAAGAGAAAGACGGGAGCGAAGAGAGCGAAUGGAGCGAGAGAACAACGGGAAUGAAGACGACGAUGGACGACAAAAACUCAGAGAGGAGAAGGAUAAAAGCAAAGAACUCGUCGCCAUCAAGGAGCGUUACCUUGGGGGACUAAAGAAACGUCGGAGAACUCGUCACCUGAACGACAGGAAGUUUGUGUUUGAGUGGGACGCUUCUGAAGACACCUCAGUCGACUACAACCCCAUUUACAAAGAAAAGCACCAUGUGCAGCUGUACGGACGAGGCUUCAUCGCUGGCAUCGAUUUGAAGCAGCAGAAAAGAGAGCAGUCACGCUUCUAUGGUGACCUGAUGGAGAAAAGACGCACGCUGGAAGAGAAGGAGCAGGAAGAGACGAGACUGAAGAAGAUGCGUAAGAAGGAAGCGAAGCAGCGAUGGGACGACAGACAUUGGUCUCAGAAGAAGCUGGAAGAGAUGACGGACAGAGACUGGCGAAUCUUCAGAGAGGACUACAGCAUCACCACAAAAGGAGGAAAGAUCCCGAACCCCAUCAGGAACUGGAAGGAGUAUUCGCUGCCCGCGCACAUCCUGGAGGUCAUCGACAAGUGUGGCUACAAGGAUCCGACACCUAUCCAGAGACAGGCCAUCCCUAUUGGUUUACAGAACCGUGACAUCAUCGGUGUGGCUGAGACAGGUAGCGGUAAAACAGCUGCCUUCCUCAUUCCACUGCUCGUCUGGAUCACAACCCUGCCGAAGAUUGACAGGAUUGAAGAUUCAGAUCAGGGUCCUUACGCCGUGAUUCUCGCCCCGACUCGUGAGUUGGCACAGCAGAUUGAAGAAGAGACCAUAAAGUUCGGUAAACCGCUCGGCAUCCGCACGGUGGCCGUGAUUGGAGGUAUCUCCAGAGAGGACCAGGGCUUCCGUCUCAGGAUGGGCUGUGAGAUUGUGAUCGCCACCCCCGGUCGUCUCAUCGAUGUGCUGGAGAACCGAUACCUGGUCCUGGGCCGCUGUACCUACGUGGUCCUUGAUGAGGCUGAUCGUAUGAUUGACAUGGGCUUCGAGCCCGACGUCCAGAAGAUUCUGGAGUACAUCCCAGUGACCAAUCAGAAACCAGACACUGACGAAGCAGAAGACCCUGAGAAACUGAUGAUGAACUUUGAAUCUGGAAAACAUAAAUACAGACAAACGGUCAUGUUCACGGCCACGAUGCCUCCAGCUGUGGAGAGACUGGCCAGGAGCUACCUGAGACGUCCUGCUGUGGUUUACAUCGGGUCGGCCGGCAAACCUCACGAGAGGGUCGAACAGAAGGUGUUGCUCAUGUCAGAGGGAGAGAAGAGGAAGAAGCUGCUGGAGGUGUUGUCACACGGCUUCGAGCCUCCCAUCAUCAUCUUCGUCAACCAGAAGAAAGGUUGCGACGUGCUGGCGAAGUCUCUGGAGAAGAUGGGGUACAAUGCUUGCACGCUGCACGGUGGCAAAGGCCAGGAACAGAGAGAGUUUGCGCUCUCCAACCUCAAGGCUGGAGCCAAAGACAUCCUGGUGGCCACUGACGUCGCUGGUCGAGGUAUCGAUAUCCACGACGUCUCCAUGGUCCUCAACUACGACAUGGCGAAGAACAUUGAAGAUUACAUCCAUCGUAUCGGUCGUACGGGUCGUGCCGGAAAGAGUGGUGUUGCCAUGACGUUCCUCACCAAAGAGGACUCGGCGGUGUUCUACGACCUGAAGCAGGCCAUCCUGGAGAGCCCGGUCUCCACCUGCCCCCCCGAGCUGACCAACCACCCGGACGCUCAGCACAAACCUGGAACCAUCCUGACCAAGAAGAGACGCGAGGAGACCAUCUUUGCCUGAUUUAUUCCAAUUAUUUCCACACAAACUGGACUUUAUACGCUAAACACAUCAGAGUGUCAUCGUUUUGUCGUGUCAUAUCUUCACACAUUAGUUCUCGUUCUACAUUACAGACUGCAGGUAAUUUGCUCCCAUUUCUUUUGUUCUUUGCUCUCUUUGCUUUUGGUCUGUUUUUCUCCACCAUUAACUGGUGCAGAAAUCAUCACCAGCAUUGGUUUUAGGAUUUUAUGGCUCAAACAUGGGCCGGUUGUCAUUGAUGUGUGUGAAUUUGAAUAUUUCUACUCAUUUAAAGUUGUAAAUGUGGAUUCAGUCGUAGAUGUUUUGUUUUGCUUCUGUAAACAAGAAGUGAUGAUGUAAAUGAUCUGCACUGUGCAAAUGCGACUCUUCAGCUAUCAAAUGUGAUUAAUACCAGCCAGGAAGUGAGUGAAGAUGAGUUGCAAGUGCAAAAUUGUGCAUUUUUAUUAUGUUUUUGACGACAAGAAUUGGAGUUUACUGACUGUUUAAGUGACUAAAGGCAUUUUUUAGUGCUCAGAUGCAGUCUGAAAUUCAUCUUUUUGAAUAUAAACAUUUGUAUGAAGUGAAAACAGCAAAUUUGAGUGGAGUUUGGCCAAUAACUGUCGCAUAGAGAAACACUUCUGUCUUUUGCAAAACUAUUAUUUUUUCAUUGAUGUGCUAAAUGGUUAAAUCUUAGGUCGUAGAAAAGGGGUUGAAAUCUUACUCCUUUGGGGGAAAAA
Molecule: messenger RNA, 3233 nt
Organism: Centropristis striata (black sea bass)
Lineage: Eukaryota; Metazoa; Chordata; Actinopteri; Perciformes; Serranidae
Gene: ddx23
Product: DEAD (Asp-Glu-Ala-Asp) box polypeptide 23
Exons: 17
Coding region: 82-2502 (806 amino acids)
Biological process (GO): mRNA splicing, via spliceosome
Cellular component (GO): catalytic step 2 spliceosome
Molecular function (GO): RNA helicase activity; ATP binding; RNA binding
Source: RefSeq, a predicted model, not a curated record